AUGACCAAGGGCGCCCUAUCCUCAGCAAGGGGCCAGGGUUCUGUGGAAAGUGCGAAUAGUGACAUUAAGGGUAUGUUAGUUACCUGGCUUGCAGACAAUAAUUCACUAGACUGGUCAGUUGGUAUCAAGUUUGUUCAAUUUCAGAAAAAAAAUGCUGCUCACCAUUCACGGAUACUGCGCUCUCCAUACUCUGCUAUGUUUGGUUGUGAAGCCAGAGUUGGCCUGACUUCUUCACCUCUACCCACAGAAGUUGUUUCAAGGUUGGAGAGUGAGGAUGAUCUCAUAGCAGUUAUGUCAGGAGAUAAUACAACAACAACAACAGGUUCUACUGAUACUUCAAGAUCACCAAGAAUAAUUCAGAAACGUAGAGUGGAAGCAUACAAAGGGCAGGUAUCCCAAGGUAAGAGAAUGGUCAAACGUAGUCGCUUAAACUUAAAAGUUGGUGAACCUGGUGACAAAGAUGCUGUCCCAAUUCGAGCUGUGGAUUGUGGUAGAGGAGAUCCACAGAAUAUCCUGGGUGUUGUUGUCAGCAGAGAUUUGGACAAUGACCAGUAUAAGAUCGCUGUAAAGUCGGGUUUUCUAAAGGAUCAGUAUUCGAGAAACCAGUUUGACUUCUGCCCCCAGCGUUUGCUGAUAGAUUACGUAAAUCGGGAUACUGCAGUGUCACUUCGAUAA
Messenger RNA from Penaeus indicus, 675 nucleotides. RefSeq lists its product as uncharacterized. NCBI's taxonomy places the organism in Eukaryota, Metazoa, Arthropoda, Malacostraca, Decapoda, Penaeidae. The record is from RefSeq and is a predicted model, not a curated record. Gene Ontology annotation, molecular function: nucleic acid binding. Bases 1 to 675 code for a protein of 224 amino acids. The transcript has 3 exons.